AUGCUUGAUGGUAGGCCCCUCACCGUUGGUGAUAGUGCUGCAAACCUUGAGAUCGAGGCGGCCUUGUCCACGGCAGUUCUUCUGCCCGAGGACAUGAACUGUAUGGCCGAGCUUCAUGAAUAUGAAGACUUUGCCUUCCUGAUGCAGCAUUCGGUCUUGGCCAUCCAGCAUGCGCACUCUUACGCCACAAAGACCGAGAUGAUGAGGAAGGAUUUGGCGAAGAAAACAAAAGAAGCAGCCAAACUCCUAUCCUCCCUUAACAAAGCUAAGGCCAGCAAUCGCGCUCUCAUGGACCAAGCCAAGGAUGCCAAGACUGCUCAAAGUCUGGCUGAGGAAAAAGCCAAGGAGGCAAAAAAUGAAGCUGAGGCUGCAAGAGCCGACCUUGAAGCUGCCAAUGCAAAAGUGGCUGAUAUGGAGGCCAAGCUUCAAGAGGCUCUUGCCAAUAAAGAGGCCGAGGUGAAGGCGGCCGACGAAAAGGCCUUUGAAGAGGGGCAGGCCACCGUUCAUGACCAAUACAAGCAACAAGUUAACUUGGCUUGUAACCGAGGAUACUACCUCGAGCCCGAGAAGGAUGUCGAGGAUGAUGAAGUUGACGAAGUGGAUGUGGAGGCUGCCGCUGAUGCCAAGUCUCCUACCCUUAAUGAGCAAAUAGACUUAACUCAAGAGGAAAAGGAUGACUUGGCAUCCAAGGGCGUCUCUCCCAUUCCAACAACUUCUGAAACCGAGAUCUAUUGUGCCGAAAAGAGUCUAGAUAAAACCUUGCAAGAGAUUGAUGCUGAGCUUGAAGCCGAGAGGACUACAACACUACCCUCUGAUCAAGCCAAGUCUAGUACUUAG
Molecule: messenger RNA, 837 nt
Organism: Camellia sinensis
Lineage: Eukaryota; Viridiplantae; Streptophyta; Magnoliopsida; Ericales; Theaceae
Source: RefSeq, a predicted model, not a curated record